Suillus subaureus is the source of this 1485-nucleotide messenger RNA. RefSeq lists its product as uncharacterized. The record is from RefSeq and is a predicted model, not a curated record. The coding region runs from base 1 to 1485 and encodes 494 amino acids. The transcript has 8 exons. Lineage: Eukaryota; Fungi; Basidiomycota; Agaricomycetes; Boletales; Suillaceae.
AUGCAUAACUCAAGCCAUCCUCCACAGAAUCCACAUUGGGGGCAGGAAUUUACUCCUUCCCCCCUAUCUACUGGCUCUACUAGUAUUCCUGAUGGGGAUCUCUUUACAGAUAGUUCCAGGAUCCCGCAGCCUCAAUUUCAGCCUGGUGCAUACAUGCAUGAAAACCAACAGUUUCAGAUGCUGCGCGAACAAUAUAGGGCACUGGAGUCACAAAUUGUGAAGGUCACAGCCGAAUGUGAUUCUGUCAUUGCUGCAUAUCAAUAUCUUGCAAGUGCAGUUCGCUUCCCGAUUAAUGACCCAUUCCAAUUCAAUCCUUUGUUGAUCCCAACACCAACAAGUACAAGUAAUGCCGAACGCCCAAAUCCAGAGACACAUCCAAACGUUCAGUUUUGGGACAAGGCUGAGUACCUCAAGUGGUUGGAUUCUGCUGAUGCUGAACACACUGCACUGCAUGGCAAGCUCACAUUCCUGGAGGACAGCAAUGGAAAUCCAGUUUCUGAAACCACAAUCAAUGCUAUCCAUAAAGCUCUGCAUGCAGCAUGGUCGGAGCUCCUCAUUCGCAAACUUGCACCUUUGACUUGGGGGAAGCUGACUACAUCAGGCACCCAGCUGAUGAAUAGCUUGAUGGAAAAUGCCUACCCACUAUUUAAGCUCGCCAACAAUGGCUGGAAGCUUGACUACCUCGCUACAAUGUCUUACUCGUCUUGGCGGCAAAAUCACAUGGAUGAAUGCGGUAAUCCACUAGUGGGUGGCGAUGAGGAGGGUGAUACCACUUCAAAAGGCAAGAAAAGAAAGCAGCGUAUUAAAUCUGAAGCACCUGAAGUCCCUGAAAAGAAGAUCAAAGUCGAUUGUGGUGCACUAGAGAUUACCAUCCUACCACUGACUCCUCCACCAUCGUCUAUUUCAUCUCUACCAGAAUGCCCAAUGCCAUCCUUGACACCAUCAUAUCCUCCUCAAGCGGAAGAAGGUGCAACAACAACAUCAGCAAUUCCACAAGAGUCCACUCCACAAGUCCACGAAGCAGUUGCUGUACCUGUUCUUGAAGAUAUUCAGCCUAAGAGCAUCCUUCCUGAGCCUAUCUGUGCUCCAAAACCUGUCAAAAUCACAAUCAUUAAUCCACUCUCUACACUGGCAUUUGUUGCGUCCAGUGUUGCUUCCAUCAACCCAUCACUUGAGCUACAAUCUACCAGUGAGCCUGCACCCAAGGACAUGCCAGGAAGUGUUCUUCAAGUUGCUCCGAACUCUAUGAGCAAAACAAAAACAGUAAGCAAGGGACCAAUGCGCCCAAGUCCCACGAGAAAUGGACGAAAUUUGUGUGCAUUGCAUUGGCUUAAGCAGAUCAAGCGAGGUGGGAAGAUGGACGAGUUCAAUAAUUACUAUGGGUCACUAACACCAGAUCAGUGUGGGAAAUACGAUGAGGAGGCUAAGAUUCUGGUUGCCAAGAAUACGUGGACCAAAAAUGUCAAUGAGGGCCAUGUCUACUAG